Messenger RNA from Pristis pectinata (smalltooth sawfish), 3291 nucleotides. RefSeq names its product semaphorin-4B-like. Lineage: Eukaryota; Metazoa; Chordata; Chondrichthyes; Rhinopristiformes; Pristidae. Bases 284 to 2956 code for a protein of 890 amino acids. The transcript has 17 exons. Gene Ontology annotation, biological process: semaphorin-plexin signaling pathway; negative chemotaxis; negative regulation of axon extension involved in axon guidance. Gene Ontology annotation, molecular function: chemorepellent activity; semaphorin receptor binding. The record is from RefSeq and is a predicted model, not a curated record.
UUCAAUUUGACGCCAUCAUUGCGCCUGGCGAGCUUCGCCCGUUCACCGACAGCCGGCUCCUCGGACAGCCUUCGGCAGCCGGGACAGGCUGUCACGCAUUCACGUUGCUUGUGUGGAAUAUCUAUCUUUAUCAAGAAACGAAAAGGAGGGCGAGGGAAGAGCUGGAGGAGCCCGAUGCGAGGUGCCAACGAGUCGGCGACGGGCGGUGACAGAGUCUGUACAGCGAUGAGGAAACAGCACCAAGAAAGGACUCCUUUGAAGUGACACAGGAGGAAAGAGGGAAAUGAUGUCUGAACGAGGCAGAGAGGGGACAAGGAGUAUCACAAUGAGGUCGGUGAAAAGUGAGCCCGUUUCCCUUAGGCUUCAACAGCUUGGAGUGUACGUGUUAGCCUUUCCUUCGCUGGAACACCUCUCGCUUUGGGCAGCUCGUCAUGUGGUUAACGGCCAGAGGUCCAGGUCUUUUUGUCCAAUGAGAAGGGAAGCAGAGCACAGGAAGUUGCUUCAUCGAGGUUGCGGUCGGUGUGGGAGCGUUGGCAGUUCCUGUCAGACAGCCUGCCUCUCCACCGCACACUCAACGUCUCCCAGAAGACCCACUCGGCAGACUGCGAGGACCAUGGACAGCUGGCUGGGAUGUGCCCUUCUUGCACUGGCCGUGUUGGAGAGCGCCGUCCAAACCGAACCAACGAGGGGCCCCUUUCCUCGGGUCUCGCACCUUGCCGGUGAUCCCAGCCGACACGUCGGAAUGUUUUCCAGGGCAGGCUGCUACAACUACAGCUCCCUGCUGCUCAGUGAGGACGAGGAGAAGCUGUACAUGGGUGCCCGAGACGUUCUCUUCUCCAUCGACACUGCUACCUUUGGAAGCACAGAGGCGGUAAAGGAGCUUCACUGGACGGCAACAGAAGUGAAAAUACAGGAGUGUUCGUUUAAGGGGAAGAGCAAGGAGAGGGAUUGCUUUAACUUCAUCCUUGCCGUGUUGCCUGUGAACAAGAGCUGCCUGUACACCUGUGGCACCUACGCCUUCAGUCCGACCUGCACCUACGUGGAUGUUCAGACCUUCUCGCUGGUGACAGACAGCACUGGAAACCCCCUGACCGAGGAUGGCAAAGGUCGCAUCCCAUUUGACCCCUCGCUGAGAUACACAGUGUCCAUGGUCGAGGGAGCGUUAUACACAGGCACAACCAACAACUUCCACGGGACACAGUAUCACAUCUCCCGCAGCCUCGGUCAGCAAGUUCCACUGAAGACAGAGCCUUCCUGCAACUGGCUACAAGAUCCUUCGUUUGUGGGCUCCACCUUCAUCCCAGAGCCAGACGGAGACAAAGUCUACUUCUUCUUCACGGAAACCAGGAGCAGGUCGGACCUAAUGCAGAGGAUGAGUGUGACAAUGGUAGCUCGGGUGUGCAAGAGCGAUGUUGGAGGGGAGAGGGUGUUGCAGAAACGAUGGACCACCUUCCUCAAAGCCCAGUUACUGUGUUACCUGCCCGAAGACAAGUUCCCGCUCAACGUCCUCCAGGAUGUAUUUGUGUCCAAGAAUGAGCAGGGGACGGUGAUAUAUGGCGUCUUCAGCUCACAGUGGUUCCAUGGCGGUUCCAACAGCUCUGCCGUCUGUGCCUUUGGCUUAGCAGACAUUCAAGCGGUGUUCAAUGGAAAGUACAAGAUACUGAACAGGGAGCAGCAGCUCUGGUCGACCUACACGGGCGAGGUGUUGGAGCCCAGGCCAGGCGCGUGUAACACGGAACGCUCGUCGGAUUCCACUCUCAACCUGGUGAAGGACCUCUUCCUCAUGGAUGGAGUGUUGUAUCCCCUCGGACGGCGGCCCCAGCUGACCAAUGCGCAGGAGAAGUACGUGAAGAUCGCAGUGGACAGCGUGACCUCAGUAAACGCAGUGACGCACAGAGUGUUGUUCCUCAUUACAGACCAUGGUUUCUUGCACAAGGCUCUGAGUGUGAACGACGUCUCUUACAUCAUCGAGGAGAUUCAGCUGUUUCCAACACCACAGAGAGUGCAGAGCCUCAUCUUGUCUUCUGCAAAGGGAGUUCUCUACAUUGGAUCCUCGAUAGGGGUUCUGCGGGUGCCAGUCUCUAACUGCAGUGCCUACCCCAGCUGUGGGGAGUGUGUGUUGUCCAGAGACCCCUACUGUGCCUGGGACCGGAGUGGCUUCACCUGCCGGGAGACACAGAACCAAACACACAGGCGAGACUGGCUGCAGGACAUCGAGAAAGCAGACGCAGCCACGGUCUGUUCACCCCACCCUCUGAUGCCCAGGUCGAGGAGACCGGUUCCUAAUGGAAGUCCAACAGGUCCUGCCGGCACGGUGGAGAAGGUGGUGUGCGCCCAUUCCUUCGUCCACCUCUCCUGCGAGGUGGAGUCGCGGCUGGCGCAGCUGAGCUGGACCCGCAACGGCAGGGAGGUGCCGAGCUCGGGCCUGGACCGCCAGCUGGGCGGCAUCGUCUUCCCCGCCACCAGCGGACGCCAGGGACUGUGGGAGUGCUGGGCCACCGAGAACGGCUUCCGUGCGCUGGUGGCCAGCUACUCGCUGAGGCUCGCCGACGGUCCUGCCCCCGGCCCUGGGGCCGACAUCUCGCUGACCGCCAGCGAGGGCCAGUGGUCCCACACGCCCACCUACUGGAAGGAGCUGGUGGCCGUCAGCGUGGCCCUCGCCUGCCUGGUCCUGCUGGUGGCCGGCCUGGCCCUCAGCCGUCACUGCACGCACCGGAGGGCGAAGAACAAAGUGCGGCAGGGCUCCGGGCCGCGGCUGGAAGAUCCGGGGGUCAGCGAGAGCGAGCUGGAGACGGCCCCCUUGAACAAGAUCCCCAAGGGUGCUCCCGCCUACCCGGACCCUCAGGGUGGCGAAUCGCAGGCCGGGGCGGUGGAGAAGGACACCAAGCCAGCAGCCAGCUCGGAGCCCCGGGACAGAACCGCUUCAUCCAACUCUCAGACCCAAGUGGACAUCUAGGAAAUGGGGUUCCCGCUCAGCGCACUUCAGGGCCGGGGGGUGGGAGGGAUGAGCGAGCUUUGACUAGGGUUGGUGUGAGCGCGGACCCAGGCCGUCUUCUCCCCAGCCUCAGCCGCACUCUCCGCUCUGGCCGGUUUCACCCCUUUGCCUUUGUCGAUUUCACGUUACGUGUGAGAGCGAGAGUUUGUCGGCGUGACGGUUUCCCCACCGCGGUGCCUUCGCCUUCCCGGCUGCUGCCGCCGCCCCCGGCUCUCCGGGUCAGGAGGGAGUGGGUGUGUUGGUCAUCGGUUUAUUGUUGUCACUUGUACCAAGCUACAAUGAGAACCUUUUCUCUA